Messenger RNA from Aspergillus tubingensis, 1173 nucleotides. Its product is annotated as exosome non-catalytic core subunit RRP4. The transcript is spliced from 2 exons. NCBI's taxonomy places the organism in Eukaryota, Fungi, Ascomycota, Eurotiomycetes, Eurotiales, Aspergillaceae. Gene Ontology annotation, molecular function: RNA binding. Gene Ontology annotation, biological process: exonucleolytic trimming to generate mature 3'-end of 5.8S rRNA from tricistronic rRNA transcript (SSU-rRNA, 5.8S rRNA, LSU-rRNA); nuclear polyadenylation-dependent rRNA catabolic process; TRAMP-dependent tRNA surveillance pathway. Gene Ontology annotation, cellular component: cytoplasmic exosome (RNase complex); nuclear exosome (RNase complex). The record is from RefSeq and is a predicted model, not a curated record. The coding region runs from base 1 to 1173 and encodes 390 amino acids.
AUGGCUAUUACUAUUCUCCCUCCGGUUGUGGAGGAUGUCGACGUUCCGUACUCCGACUCGGAGGACGACGCCAUGUCCGUGGAUUCAGAUGGAGGAGUCGAUCUAGCAGCGGGAGAUGCCACAAGACCUAGCAAGCGGGUUCGCUUAGUGGAGGGAACGAAUAUUGGCGCUGGAGUUCUCACACCGGGUGAGAUUGUAACAGAUGACCCGCAAUGGAUGAGAGGACACGGCACAUACACUAACCCACUAUCCACCUCCAUCAUUGCCACCGUCGCCGGUACGGUUCAGAAGACCAACAAACUGCUCUCCGUCCAGCCCCUACGCGCCCGCUAUACGCCUGAGAUCGGUGACCUGGUGGUGGGGCGCAUUGUCGAGGUGCAGUCUCGCCGAUGGAAGGUUGAUGUCGCUGCUCCCCUUCUCGCACAGCUUCCUCUCUCCGCUAUCAACUUGCCUGGUGGUAUCUUGCGUCGACGAACGAGCGCCGAUGAAUUACAAAUCCGAACCUUCUUCAGCGAGGGUGACCUCGUCGUUGCUGAAGUCCAGUCGGUACAUUCGGACGGAGGCGCCUCGCUGCACACCCGGUCGCUGAAGUAUGGUAAACUGAGGAACGGCGUGUUUCUUGCGGUGACGGGGACGGGUGGCAGUGGUGCGUCCAGCUCGUCGGUCAAGGGUACUUCGGGGGCGAGUGCUACGGGAGCGGGAGCCGGAGGUGCAGCGGGUGCUGGUGGAGUGGUUCGGUCGCGCAGACAGGUCUGGACGAUCAAUACAGCCAAUGGAGGUGGGGAUGUGGAUGUGAUUUUGGGAGUCAAUGGAUACAUUUGGAUUUCUAAGCACGCCGACGGAGCGGCUGCUGCAUCGUCGACAACGGAGAAUGUGUCAAUCACACGCAUGGAGGAGAUGGUGUCGAGUUCCAUCUACUCGAGUCAGAACGAUGACAUCCCGCCACAGACGCGUCGGGAGAUUGCCCGGUUGGCGCAGUGCAUUCGGGUGCUUGUCAACGGAGGAGUCCGGGUGGACGAGGAGACGGUGAUGGGAGCCUACGAAGCCAGCUUACAGGUGGAUCUGGAGGUGGGAGAUGAAGAGGAUGAAGAAGAUCGGGGCAAGGAGGGCAGAGAAUAUCUGGAGGGCGACAAGGCUCGUCGGAUUCUGGAUUUGGUGCUACAACAACUAUAG